Molecule: messenger RNA, 1506 nt
Organism: Pangasianodon hypophthalmus (striped catfish)
Lineage: Eukaryota; Metazoa; Chordata; Actinopteri; Siluriformes; Pangasiidae
Product: interferon-induced protein 44
Exons: 8
Coding region: 373-1218 (281 amino acids)
Source: RefSeq, a predicted model, not a curated record
AGAGAGAGAGAGAGAGAGAGAGUGUGUUACCUGGGAACGGAGCAUUAGGGCAUUACCAUGUCGUACUUUAGAGACAUGUUUUGUUUUACAGCACUGAAUAGGUCAGAAAAGCUGAAAUAAAUCAGGCUUUCUGGAAAUUUUGAAGACAUCGGAAUAGAAUUUAAUUUGCAUUAGAUGACUAAGGGAUAGCACCCAUAAGGACAUAUAUCACAGACUUGCUUGUUCAGAAAGGUUAAAACACAUUUGCAAUAUUGGAACACUAUCAUUAAAAAAGAAAAAUAAACGACGUGAGACAGAGAGAAGUUAGUCACAAGUCCCUCCCAGCAAGUCACACCCAGAAGAGCUUACUCGCAAGUUAACAAAAAACACAAAAUGGAAAGGCAAGAAUUUCCAGAGUUUGAUCGUCCCUGGAGGACAGUAGACUGGGGUGGAAGGGACCAGAUGGAAACAUUCUUAAGACACUUUCAGAUCAGCAAUCCAGAGGUCAGUCAUCUAAGAAUCUUGCUACAUGGACCUACGGGGGCAGGAGUGUCAAGUUUUGUGAAUUCAGUAGGAAGUGUCUUCCAACACAGAAUUACAGUCAGAGCACCAGCAGCACCAAAAUCAAUGCCGCCUUGCACAAAAAGAUUCAAAUCCUAUGGAAUAAGAAGCUGUGAUGGUGGAAGGUUACCCUUUAUCCUGAGUGACGUGAUGGGUUCACAGGAUGGGGAUAAAUCUGGCAUUCAUCCAGAUGAUGUCAUCAACACUCUAAUGGGCCAUGUGCAAGAAAAUUAUGUGUUUAACCCCAUCUCUCCUUUGACUGCUGAAGAUCCACACUACAUUAGUAACCCUGCUCUGAAUGAUAAAGCUCACUGUCUGGUCUCCGUCUUGUCAGCAACACAUGUGUGUCUUCUCAACAACAGCAUUGCAAGAUCAUUAAGGUCUAUCAGGUUCAGAGCCAGUGAGCUAGAUGUCCCUCAUAUGGUUGUCUUGACACAUGUUGAUGAGGCGUGCCCAUUAGUUAGGAAGGAUUUAAGAGCCAUCUACGAAAGCAGGCAUGUUAAGGAAAAGAUGCAAUGUUGCAGUGACAUACUAGGCAUACCCCUGAAUCAGAUCUUUCCUGUCAAGAACUACCAUGAAGAGCUCGAUACAAACAACGACAUGGACGCACUUAUUCUUCAGGCGAUGAAGCAGAUUAUUAACUGUGCCACUGAUUACAUGAAUGAUCUUAGACAAUAAAUUUGAUAAAGACCUUCACAAAGACAUUCUCGUACAUUUAAUUUACAUGUAACUGACCCCUGUCUUUGGUAACAUCUGAGAUCAUAAAUGUUAUGAAGAUGUCUGAUACUUUUGAAGACACUGUAUGACAUUAAUAUUGAUAUAUAAUAUUGAAUCAGAGUUUCAUUGCUCUGGAUUGAGCAGUUUAUAUGAUGUAUCAUUUGUGAUGCUUUUAUAGAUUUUUAAUGUGAUCACAUCUGUAACAUUGUGUAAAGAGUGGAGGAUGCAGUAAAAUUAAGCAUUUGCAUA